Lingula anatina is the source of this 1932-nucleotide messenger RNA. RefSeq names its product tripartite motif-containing protein 3-like. Lineage: Eukaryota; Metazoa; Brachiopoda; Lingulata; Lingulida; Lingulidae. The record is from RefSeq and is a predicted model, not a curated record.
AUCAUUGUCACCUGUUGAGGUCAGAUACCGUGUACCACACUAUAAAGGAGACUGGGCGCGCUAUAUGUGUCUAUAUAUGUCUAUACGCGCUAUACAUGCCAUUGCUCUACUAUUGCCCUAAUGUCUUUCCAAUCCAUGAAGUGAUAAUAUGGCCAGGGCAUUGGCAGCAGCUUUCACGGAUAACAUUUUGACAUGUAGCAUCUGUCUGGAAGAGUAUCAGGACCCCCGAAUGCUGCCAUGCUACCAUACAUUUUGCCUUGUUUGUAUAUCUGACCACGCAAAGAGAACCAUCACUAGGAACAGGACAUUUCAGUGCCCUGUUUGCCGAGAAGAUGUCCAGUUUCCAGCCGGUGGACUUUCUAAAUUCAAAAAGAAUUUUGCUUUUUGCAAGGCCAAGGACAUAAUAAAUCAGCGACAAACAGAAAGAGAGGCAUCAGAAAAUGUACAGACUAAUGUACAAGCAGUGACACAGACCGUUGCUCAAUUGACCAACGGUUGUGAAAAGCAUCCUGGUAAUGAACUGAAAUUCUACUGUGAAGAAGAUUAUACCGUUGUUUGUGGUGACUGUGCAUUAGCAGAUCAUUACAGGCAUGGUAUUUUACCUGUAGAAAAAGUUGCAAAAAGCAAUAGAGAAACAAUUGAAACUAACCUUGUUAAAACGCUGGCAAAAGUUAACGUAUUCAAAGAGGCAGUCGCCAAGGAAACAACCAUAGAAUAUGAGGACUCUCUUAUCAGGACAGCCACUACCAACAUCAUUGAAAAGCAAGCACAGCUUAUCUGUACAUUAAUAAAUGAGAGGAAAGAUGCACUGAUAUCAGAAGUGAAUUCUGCUUAUGAUGAUAGAAAGAAGCAGAGCGAGGCAAGCAAGGACUUCCUUGAACUCCAUCAGGCCUCCUUGCAGAGUGCCUGUGACUUUACCCAACAACUUGUCGGACAUGGCACUGACUUUGAUAUCAUGGUUCAUACAAAAACUUUGGCCGAGAGAUUGAUAUCAAUGGAGAACACACCACUCCCAACACCAGACUCUCCUGCACAGAUAUCUUACAGUCCAGGUAAAAUAUCUAUUGCCGGACUAGAAGCCAUGUUAGGUCAGGUGACAGCACCAAAACUUCCCGUUUUUUUAGAGAAGGCAGAAUGUGUACAUUCCUUCACUGCUAAACUGAAAUAUGAUAAGGAAAAUGUUAUCAUAUGGGGGUUAGCCACAGAUGAGCAAUAUAUAUAUGCUACGGGUUAUAGAAAUGACAAAACAAAAGUAUUCACCCAUGCAGGUCAGUUCAUGUUUGACAUAAAAAUAAAGACACCUUUUGAUGUGGCUGUGUCACAGACUGGUCACAUGUACAUAACAUCAAUGGGUGACAGAUGCGUCAAAGUGUACUCCACCAAAGGUAAACAGGUGACAACCAUGGGUCAGGGUCAACUGGAGCAGCCAAGUUGCAUCACACUGAAUAGACAAGGUCAUGUGAUGGUUUUUGAUGUGAAAAAAGAAUCCAUCCUCACAUUCCACGCAGGCAGUGGACAUCUCCUGAACACUAUUCGACUCACUAUGUGUGAAUACCCCACUUUCAUCACAGUGAACAGGGCAAAUAAUAACAUUGUGAUAUCAGACUUGGGCAACUGUGUACAUGUGCUGUCACCUACUGGUGAUCAGUUGUACAAGUAUGGUACAGAAGGCAGUGGUGUUGGCCAGCUGAGUGGUCCUAGUGGAGUGUGCACAGACAGCUAUGGCCACAUCUUCAUAGCUGAUGGUCGUAAUAAUAGGGUUGUAGCACUAAGUCCGCAAGGACAAUUUAUCAAAUACGUUGCCACUGAGGAUGAUGGGUUGAAAUAUCCCAUAGCAUUAACUAUUAACCCUGCUGGUCUGCUGGUGGUGGCAGAGAGAAGGGGUAUAGUUAAGACAUUCCUGUACUUACAAUAGAUACAAUUCACACAAAA